Messenger RNA from Lynx canadensis (Canada lynx), 8821 nucleotides. RefSeq names its product unc-13 homolog C (gene UNC13C). Gene Ontology annotation, biological process: synaptic vesicle maturation; neuromuscular junction development; dense core granule priming. Gene Ontology annotation, molecular function: calcium ion binding; phospholipid binding; diacylglycerol binding. Lineage: Eukaryota; Metazoa; Chordata; Mammalia; Carnivora; Felidae. The transcript is spliced from 36 exons. Gene Ontology annotation, cellular component: presynaptic membrane; synaptic vesicle membrane; presynaptic active zone cytoplasmic component. Bases 619 to 7269 code for a protein of 2216 amino acids. The record is from RefSeq and is a predicted model, not a curated record.
UUACAACUUCACCUUCAGACGGUCUCUAUUCCCAACAGCCAGUCUCCAUUGGUCUAAGUCCUAUGUUCAAGGCUCCUGAGAAAUUAUCCAAGUGAUCUCCGUUGCUCAUGAGUUCUCAUACAUUCUUCCCGUGGACCAUUCUCUUUCCACACAAAGUGGAUGAUCAGUUAAGGCCCUGACCUUGGAAUAGCCAACCUAAGUUGAGAAUUAGAACUUCUCUGGAGCUCUGCUGCUCUUCUGAUUAAUUCCUGGGUCUAGUGCUCAGCUUUUUCUGCAUCUGCUACUAGAGCAUCUAGACGUCCUAUAGAUCAAGUUACCAACUGCUUUCAUUGUGAUUGCUUAUUCCCAAAUGCUGUUUGAGACACUAUAUGAAGUUAUGUGGAAAUGAGAGAGAUUCAUGAAACCCCUUCUCCGGGAGAGAAUGUCUUUCAUAAAUGGAGCUUUGCUUAUCGUUGUCACAGGACAUUGACACUGCAGCAGAACCAUGGCUGCCAUUCUUGGUAGUUUCAGUAAUUCACAGAACAUCUGAACAGAGAUGCUUGCCUUGGAUUUACAGAUUUUCAUCCUGAUACUUUGUUUACUACUUUGGGGCAGGAAGACUUGCACUAAUUGCUCUCCAUGGUGGCUAAUCUUUUCAAGAGCCUGAUUUUACCUUACAUACAUAAGCUUUGCAAAGGAAUGUUUACAAAGAAACUGGGAAAUACAACCAAAAAAAAGAAUCGUCAGCACAAAAAGGAUCAAGACUUUCCUACUGCUGGCCAGACCAAAACCCCUAAAUUUUCUAAUACCUUAAAAAGCACUGUAAAGAAGUUUGCGAAGUGUUCAUCUACUCGCAACUUAUCCACUGAAGAAGACGAGACUAAUAAAGAAUUUUCCCUCUCACCAACAUUCAGUUACCGAGUAGCUAUCGCCAAUGGCCUACAAAAGAAUAUUAAUGUAACUAACAGUGAUAAUGAGGAUCUGCUUCAAGAGUUAUCUUCAAUUGAGAGUUCCUAUUCAGAAUCACUCAACGAACUGAGGAGUAGUACAGAAAACCAGGCACAGUCAACAUACACAAUGCCAGUUAGACGCAAUAGAAAGAGUUCAAGCAGCCUGGCCCCCUCUGAGGGCAGUUCUGAUGGAGAACGCACUUUACAUAGCUUAAAGCUAGGAGCUUUACGCAAACUGAGAAAAUGGAAAAAGAGUCAGGAAUGUGUUUCAUCAGAUUCAGAGUUGAGCACAAUGAAGAAAACCUGGGGAAUAAGAAGUAAAUCUUUGGACAGAACUGCACGAAACCCAAAGACAAAUGCCCUCGAGCCAGGAUUCAGUUCCUCUGGCUGCAUUAGCCAAACACAUGAUGUCAUGGAAAUGAUCUUUAAGGAACUUCAGGGGAUAAGUCAGAUCGAAACGGAACUCUCUGAACUACGAGGGCAUGUCAAUGCUCUCAAGCAUUCUAUAGAUGAGAUCUCCAGCAGUGUGGAGGUUGUACAAAGUGAAAUUGAGCAGCUACGUACAGGGUUUGUCCAAUCUCGGAGGGAAACCAGAGACAUUCAUGAUUAUAUUAAACAUUUAGGUCAUAUGGGUAGCAAGGCAAGCCUGAGGUUUCUAAAUGUGCCUGAAGAAAGAUUUGAAUACAUUGAAAGUGUGGUGUAUCAAAUUCUAGUAGAUAAAAUGGGCUUUUCAGAUGUACCAAAUGCAAUUAAAAUUGAAUUUGCUCAAAGGAUAGGACACCAGAGGGACUGCCCAAAUGCAAAGCCUCGACCCAUACUCGUGUACUUUGAAACCCCUCAGCAAAGAGAUUCUGUAUUAAAAAAAUCAUACAAACUCAAAGGAACAGGCAUUGGAAUCUCAACAGAUAUUCUUACUCAUGACAUAAGAGAAAGAAAAGAAAGAGGGAUACCAUCCUCCCAGACAUAUGAAAGCAUGGAUAUAAAGCUGUCUACUCCAGAGCCCAAAAGCAAGAAGAAUAAUUGGCAGUCACCUGAUGACAGUGAUGGAGAGCUGGAAUCUGACCUCAAUAGAAAUAGUUACGCUGUGCUUUCCAAGUCAGAGUUUGCAACAAAAGGAAGUACUUCCAAGUCAAGUUCAAAAUCACACAAUUCAAGAGCCAAGAAUAAAACUGCUAGUGGCAGCAGAAUUUCAAGUAAGUCUGAUUAUGAUAAAAUUUCCUCACAAUUGCCAGAAUCAGAUAAUUUGGAAAAACAAACUACAACCCAUUAUGCAGAUGCUACACCCCUCUGGCAUUCACAGAGUGAUUUUUUCACUGCUAAACUUAGUCGUUCUGAAUCAGAUUUUUCCAAGUUGUGUCAAUCUUACUCAGAGGAUUUUUCAGAAAAUCAGUUUUUCACUAGAACUAAUGGAAGCUCCCUCCUGUCAUCUUCAGACCGAGAACUUUGGCAGAGGAAGCAGGAGGGCACAGCCACCUUGUAUGACAGUCCUCAGAAUCAACAUUUGAAAGGGGCACUUCAGGGUGUCCAAGGGCAGAGUGAAAUUGAGAACACAGAAACUGUGGAUAGUGGAAUGAGUAAUGGUAUGGUAUGUGCAUCUGGGGACCGAAGUCAUUACAGUGAUUCUCAGCUCUCUUUACAUGAGGAUCUUUCUCCGUGGAAGGAAUGGAAUCAAGUAGAGCAAGGCACUGAUUUAGGUUUAGAUUCAUCCACCCAGGAAGCUUUUGACUAUGACACAAACAGUCUAUCUGAUCAACAACUAGAUGUUUACAAUAAAGACCUAGAAGACUUGGGAAAGGGCCACAGUGACUUUCAGGAUGACUCUGAGAGCUAUGAUUUAACCCAAGAUGACAAUUCAUCUCCAUGCCCUGGGUUGGAUAAUGAACCACAAGGCCAAUGGGUUGGCCAAUAUGAUUCUUACCAGGAAGCAAAUUCUAAUGAUCUGUACCAAAAUCAAAACCAAUUGUCCAUGAUGUAUCGAAGUCAAAGUGAAUUGCAAAGCGAUGAUUCAGAGGAUGCCCCACCCAAAUCUUGGCAUAGUCGAUUAAGUAUUGACCUUUCUGAUAAGUCUUUCAGUUUCCCAAAAUUUGGAUCUACAUUACAGAGAGCUAAAUCAGCAUUGGAAGUGGUAUGGAACAAAAGCACACAGAGUCUCAGUGGGUAUGAAGAUAGUGGCUCUUCCUUAAUGGGGAGAUUUCGGACAUUAUCCCAGUCAACUGCAAAUGAGUCAAGUACCACCCUUGAUUCUGAUGUCUACACAGAGCCUUUUUACUACAAAGCAGAGGAUGAGGAGGACUAUAGUGAACCAGUGGCUGAUAAUGAGACAGAUUAUGUUGAAGUGAUGGAGCAAGUCCUUGCAAAGCUAGAAAACAGGACUAGUAUGACUGAAACAGAUGAACAAAUGCAGGUAUACGAUCAUCCUUCAUAUGAAACACCUUAUGAAACCCCACAAGAUGAGGGUUAUGACGUGCAGGCAGAUGAUAUGGUUAGUGAAGGAGGAUUGGAGCCAUUAAAUGAAACAUCAGCUGAAAUGGAAAUAAAAGAAGAUGAAAACCAAAACAUCCCUGAACAGCCCAUGGAAAUCAUAAAGCCAAAGAGAAUUCGUCCUUCUUUCAAAGAAGCAGCUUUAAAAGCCUAUAAGAAACAAAUGGCAGAAUUAGAAGAGAAGAUCCUGGCUGGAGAUAGCAGUUCUGUGGAUGAAAAGGCUCGAAUAGUAAGUGGCAAUGAUUUGGAGGCUGCCAAAUUCUCUGGACUCCAGGCGAUUGGUGGGGCUGGGCGAGGGCUUUAUGGUAUUGACAGUAUGCCAGAUCUCCGUAGGAAGAAAACUUUGCCCAUUGUACGAGAUGUGGCCAUGACUCUGGCUGCCCGGAAAUCUGGACUCUCCCUGGCUAUGGUCAUUAGGACAUCUCUAAACAAUGAGGAACUGAAAAUACAUGUCUUCAAGAAGACCUUGCAGGCACUGAUCUACCCCAUGUCCUCCACCACCCCUCACAAUUUUGAGGUCUGGACGGCAACAACACCCACCUACUGUUACGAGUGUGAAGGGCUCCUGUGGGGCAUUGCCCGGCAAGGCAUGAAGUGUUUGGAGUGUGGAGUGAAAUGCCAUGAAAAGUGUCAGGACCUCCUAAAUGCUGACUGUUUGCAGAGAGCAGCAGAAAAGAGUUCUAAGCAUGGUGCUGAAGACAAGACACAGACCAUCAUUACAGCUAUGAAAGAAAGAAUGAAGAUUAGGGAGAAAAACAGGCCAGAGGUGUUUGAAGUAAUUCAGGAAAUGUUUCAGAUUUCUAAAGAAGAUUUCGUGCAGUACACAAAAGCGGCCAAGCAGAGUGUACUGGAUGGGACAUCUAAGUGGUCAGCAAAAAUAACCAUUACAGUGGUUUCUGCACAAGGCUUGCAGGCAAAAGACAAAACAGGGUCUAGUGACCCAUAUGUUACUGUUCAAGUUGGAAAGAACAAAAGAAGAACUAAAACCAUUUUUGGAAACUUGAAUCCAGUAUGGGAUGAGAAGUUUUAUUUUGAGUGCCAUAACUCCACAGAUCGAAUCAAAGUCAGAGUGUGGGAUGAAGAUGAUGACAUUAAAUCCAGAGUCAAGCAGCAUUUCAAAAAGGAGUCAGAUGAUUUUUUGGGACAAACAAUUGUAGAAGUGAGGACCCUGAGUGGAGAGAUGGAUGUCUGGUACAACUUAGAGAAACGGACAGAUAAGUCAGCUGUAUCUGGGGCCAUAAGAUUGAAAAUCAAUGUGGAGAUAAAAGGAGAGGAGAAGGUUGCCCCAUAUCAUAUACAAUAUACAUGUUUACAUGAGAAUCUGUUCCAUUACUUGACUGAAGUGAAGUCUAAUGGUGGAGUGAAAAUACCAGAGGUCAAAGGGGAGGAAGCCUGGAAGGUUUUCUUUGAUGAUGCUUCCCAAGAAAUAGUCGAUGAAUUUGCCAUGCGUUACGGGAUUGAAUCCAUUUAUCAAGCUAUGACGCACUUUUCAUGUCUGUCUUCUAAAUACAUGUGCCCUGGUGUCCCUGCUGUCAUGAGCACCUUGUUGGCGAAUAUAAAUGCUUUCUAUGCUCACACAACAGUUGCAACAAAUGUACAGGUUUCUGCCUCAGAUCGAUUUGCUGCUACCAACUUUGGUAGGGAAAAAUUCAUAAAACUAUUGGAUCAGUUGCAUAACUCUUUAAGGAUUGACCUGUCAAAGUAUAGGGAAAACUUCCCAGCCAGCAAUGCUGAACGACUGCAAGACCUGAAAUCAACUGUUGACCUACUAACAAGUAUCACCUUCUUCAGGAUGAAGGUUCUGGAGCUGCAAAGUCCCCCAAAGGCCAGCAUGGUGGUGAAGGACUGUGUUAGGGCGUGCCUGGAUUCUACAUACAAGUAUAUUUUUGACAAUUGCCAUGAACUCUAUUCCCAACUAAUUGAUCCGAGUAAGAAACAGGACAUUCCUCGGGAAGAUCAGGGACCAACCACCAAGAAUUUGGAUUUUUGGCCCCAGCUUAUUACACUGAUGGUCACUAUUAUUGAUGAGGAUAAAACUGCCUACACACCUGUCCUGAAUCAGUUUCCUCAAGAGCUGAACAUGGGAAAAAUAAGCGCUGAAAUUAUGUGGACCCUUUUUGCUCAGGAUAUGAAAUAUGCAUUAGAAGAACAUGAGAAGCAGCGGUUAUGCAAGAGCACCGAUUAUAUGAAUUUGCAUUUCAAAGUGAAAUGGUUUUAUAAUGAAUACGUGCGAGAGCUUCCUGCCUUCAAGGAUGCUGUCCCUGAAUAUUCCUUGUGGUUUGAGCCUUUUGUCAUGCAGUGGCUAGAUGAAAAUGAAGAUGUAUCAAUGGAGUUUCUUCAUGGAGCACUAGGAAGAGACAAAAAAGAUGGAUUCCAGCAGACGUCUGAUCAUGCCCUCUUCUCUUGUUCUGUGGUUGAUGUCUUUGCUCAGCUUAACCAGAGCUUUGAGAUUAUUAAGAAACUGGAGUGCCCUAAUCCUGAAGCAUUAUCUCACUUAAUGAGAAGAUUUGCAAAGACUAUCAAUAAAGUACUGCUUCAGUAUGCUGCGAUUGUAUCGAGUGAUUUCAGUUCAUACUGCGAUAAGGAAAAUGUGCCCUGUAUAUUGAUGAACAAUAUUCAACAAUUGCGGGUCCAGCUGGAAAAAAUGUUUGAAUCCAUGGGAGGGAAAGAGCUAGAUCCUGAAGCUAGUGCUAUUCUAAAAGAACUUCAAGUUAAACUCAAUGGGGUUCUGGAUGAGCUCAGCAUCACUUAUGGUGAAAGUUUCCAGCUUAUCAUUGAAGACUGUAUAAAACAGAUGAGUUUUGAACUAAACCAAAUGAGAACAAAUGGAAAUACUGCAUCUAAUAAGAACAGUGCAGCAAUGGAUGCAGAGAUUGUGUUAAGACCCCUCAUGGACUUCUUGGAUAAAACAUUAAGUCUCUCAGCAAAAAUCUGUGAGAAAACCGUCCUAAAGCGAGUUUUAAAGGAGUUAUGGAAGCUAGUUCUUAACAAAAUAGAAAAACAAAUUGUGCUCCCUCCUCUGACAGAUCAAACAGGACCUCAGAUGAUUUUCAUUGCAGCUAAAGAUCUUGGACAAUUAUCCAAACUGAAGGAGCACAUGAUUCGGGAGGAUGCCAAGGGUCUGACACCAAGACAGUGUGCUGUGAUGGAGGUGGUCCUGGCUACUAUCAAGCAAUACUUUCAUGCAGGAGGAAAUGGCCUGAAAAAGAAUUUCUUGGAGAAAAGCCCAGAUCUUCAGUCUCUGAGAUAUGCUCUCAGUCUUUAUACCCAGACAACUGAUGCCUUGAUAAAGAAAUUCAUAGACACUCAGACCUCACAGAGUCACCCCUCCAAAGAUUCAGUGGGUCAGAUUUCUGUUCAUGUGGACAUCACCACUACCCCAGGAACUGGAGAGCAUAAAGUCACUGUAAAAGUGAUUGCUAUUAAUGAUCUUAACUGGCAGACCACUGCAAUGUUCAGGCCCUUUGUGGAAGUUUGUAUACUGGGACCCAACCUUGGAGAUAAGAAGAGAAAACAAGGCACAAAGACAAAAAGCAACACAUGGUCACCCAAGUACAAUGAAACAUUUCAAUUCAUUCUAGGUAAUGAAAACCGGCCAGGGGCUUAUGAACUUCAUCUAUCAGUUAAAGAUUACUGCUUUGCCCGAGAAGACAGAAUUAUCGGAAUGACGGUAAUUCGGCUACAGAACAUAGCAGAAAAAGGAAGCUACGGGGCAUGGUAUCCCCUUCUGAAAAAUGUCUCCCUGGAUGAAACUGGUUUGACUAUCCUUAGAAUACUCUCUCAGAGGACCAACGAUGACGUGGCUAAAGAAUUUGUAAGACUGAAAUCUGAAACAAGAUCUGCUGAAGAGACUGCUUAAACAAAUACUGCAAGAUAUCAUCUUCAAGAAUUCAUAAACUAUAACUGUUUGACUACUGCAUGCAUGUGCAAAUACAUGGGAAUGUUUAAUAGUUCACUAUGUUUCAGUGUUUGCCAGUACUCAGUGUCCACAAAGUAUGUGGAAAACUUGCUGAGCUUUUUAUACCAAUUCUGGUCUUUGGGAAAUAAAUGUUCCAUGAAGUGCCAAAAUUAUGAUGUAAAGUGAAAUAUCCAGCAUAUCUUUUAAAAUGUUUCAUUUCAUUACCAGUUCUCAUCCUUUAAACAUACUAAAACACAACUAGGUGUUUUGUUUUGUUUUGGUUUUGGUUUGUCCAUUGUCUUUUAAAUUAGCUUAUAUUGCCCAUAGAUCAGAAGGCAUUUGUUACCCACAUUCUGUUUUAUUUAGACUUACCUCAUUGUAGAUGUCAUACAAAGAACUUUUUCUAUCAUAACUAGAAAUACAGUCACUUCUAGAAAGUGUUUGUAAUUUUAUAGUUGCAGAUCUAUUGUGAUGAUUUUUGCAUACAAAUUAAAAUAGAAAAGGUGGGAAAUAUUUUAUGCUGACCAGUUUCCAACCUUUCUGAAAUAUCACUGUGAAGAAAUGCUAUUAAAGCAAACUUAUACAAAGCGAUGCUAAAUAGAGUUUGUUAACAAUGUUUGAUAUAUUGACAAAACUUUGUUCUUUAAAACUGCCAAGGUCACAUCACAUUUGUAAAAAAGGUAAGUUGAUGCAUUUGCCAUCUAGCACUAUGUCUUGGCUUUACCAAAUUUCAUUCUUUAGAAAGUCAUUGGAUUAAGGGUUUAGAAAUGCAAUGGAAGGUUUGUUUCUUCAAAUUACCUAUAAUAAGUAACUAUACUGUUAGUGUUUUCCCUCUGACAGUUAUGACUAUCUCCUUAUUUAUUUAGCACUAUAAUCAUUUAAUUGCUUUUUUCUGUUUAAAACUAGUCAACAAUUUGUACUGAAUGCAGCAUUACUAUAUAUUGCACUGGAGCAAAAAUACAUGUCUUCAUCUAUUUAAUGAAAAAUGUAAAAUAAGGUCUGAAGAAAUUGCUUAUAAUUUUGUAAUUUAUGUUAUUUAUGAGCACAAAGGCAUAAGAUACAAUAAGAAAACAACUUAGUACAGCUUGGUACAUAAAAAAUAACUAGAUUGGAUUUUCAUUAUGAAAUAGUUUAUGAAUAUUUGCAUUUUCUGUGUUUUUAUGGUUUGACUUUUUAGAGUCUGUAUCUAAAUACUUGGCUGUACAACAGUACUUCGUAAUUGUACUUAUGGUCAUAACUGUUAGUGGAUAACAUACACAUGCAGAAACAAGAAUCUGUUACAAUGAUUGUGUUUUGUGAAUAAGCUGGUCUGAUAUGCUAAGGACAGAAAUGAAUAGUAUCAUGACUCUCAGAACCAUUCUGUUACUGGAUGUGAAAACACAUACGGGAGACAUCCACUAUUUCAUGUUAAAUUGUUAGGCAAUUGCUUUGUUAAUGACUUCUUCAAACGCAUAGUACAAUACUAUCCUCUGGCAUAUGCAUUAAUAAAUGGAUGUUUAUUGAACACACAUAA